Arabis nemorensis is the source of this 768-nucleotide messenger RNA. The record is from the annotation of a GenBank genome assembly. Lineage: Eukaryota; Viridiplantae; Streptophyta; Magnoliopsida; Brassicales; Brassicaceae.
AUGCCAGAAGCAAGAGACCGAAUAGAGAGACCAGUGGAUUACUCAGCAGUAUUUCUCAAUAGACGUUCGAAUGGUGUUUUAAUUGACGAGCCAACAACACAGCUCAAUUUGUUUGGGUCUCCAGUUCAGAGGCUGCCAUUGGAAUCUACAGGAACUGGGUCUAUCGGUCAAGGAUCUAUGAUGGGUAGAGGUAUUAGGGGCAAUUUCGGUAUACGGCGAACCGGUGGUAGAAGAGUUCAAACUCAAUUUAGAUCACCACAGGGAAGAGAAAACAUGAGCUUAGGUGUUACAAGGCGUGGAAGGGGUCGUGCUUCAACUUCUGUGUUGCCUUCUUGGUAUCCAAGAACACCCCUCCGUGAUAUUUCUGCCGUUGUUAGGGCAAUUGAGAGAAGGAGAGCUCGUAUGGGAGAAGGCGUUGGCCGAGAUAUCGACACCCCAACUCCACAACAGCUUGGGGUUCUUGAUUCUCUAGUACCACAGUCAGGUGCUCAGCUCGAGCACGAUUACUCUAUGGUUACUCCUGGUCCAUCUAUUGGAUUCAAGCGUCCCUGGCCACCUUCAACUGCCAAAGUCCAUCAGAUUCUGCUCGAUAUCACGAGAGAAGAUACAGGGGAAGAAGAAUCCCUCACUCCACAGAAGAAGCUCCUCAACUCUAUAGAUAAAGUGGAGAAAGUUGUGAUGGAAGAGAUUCAGAAAAUGAAGAGCACUCCUAGUGCAAAGAGAGCAGAGAGGGAGAAAAGAGUUCGAACGUUAAUGUCGAUGCGAUGA